Molecule: messenger RNA, 546 nt
Organism: Branchiostoma belcheri (Belcher's lancelet)
Lineage: Eukaryota; Metazoa; Chordata; Leptocardii; Amphioxiformes; Branchiostomatidae
Product: ankyrin repeat and SOCS box protein 3-like
Exons: 7
Coding region: 1-546 (181 amino acids)
Molecular function (GO): protein binding
Source: RefSeq, a predicted model, not a curated record
AUGCGGCAGCACGAGGCUGAUAGGGAUGAAGGGAACAAAGGCAGGACUCCCCUGUACCUGGCAGCUAAGGAUGGUCAUCAUAAAACUGUAUCAGCUUUACUGGCAGCUGGUGCAGAUCUGAACACACUGGAUGAGUUCGGCAGCACUCCCCUGCACCUGGCAGCUGAGAAUGGCCACCCUGAAACUGUAUCAGCUUUACUGACAGCUGGUGCAGAUGUGAACACACAUGACGAAUGUGACUGGACUCCCCUGCACAGGGCAGCUAAGAAUGGCCAUCAUGAAACUGUGUCAGUUUUACUGGCAGCUGGUGCAUAUGUAAUUGACCCAUUGGACCCGUGGCGAAACACUCCGCUGCACCUGGCAGCCCAGAACGGCCACCAUGAAAUUGUGUCAGUUUUCCUGGCAGCUGGUGCAGAUGUGAACACACUAGAUAACACAGACAGGACUCCCCUGCACCCAGCAGCUGAGAAUGGCCACCUUGAAACUGUAUCAGUUUUACUGACAGCUGGAGCAGAUGUGAACAUACUGGAUGGAUCGGUAGGCUAG